CCAUAACCUAUCAGAAUAUCAAAAUAUCAAUUAAAGGUGCCAGAAAUAAUUAUGUUUCGUGGACAGUAUAACGUGAAGAUGUUUAUUAGAUAAUGGAACAUUAUUAAGAUAAAAUUAUAUUAUUCUAAUGUACAAGUUUUAACAAAGAUAUUUGUGCAAAAUGAGUUCCUUGUAUUUCUAUGUAAACUUUUUAAGAGAAUUGACAAAGUUAAUGAAACACAAUUACAAUUAUAUACUUUUUUACAUAUUUAUACAUUAUGUAUUUUACAAACUUAAAUGUUUAAUUGAUAUAACACUUAAGUGGAAAGUGUUGGCCGCUCAUGAAUUUAAAGAUAUAGCGAAGCAAUUUUAUAACACAGAAGAGUUUUAUAUAGACUGCAAUUCUUGUUUAUUAGCAAAUAUAAAAUGUUUUAAAAUAUCUACUCCAACUUGGUUUUAUGUAUGUUCUACGGUAUCUUUCAAAAAGUACAAAUUAUUAGUUAUACCGCUAAGUGAUGCAAAUAUAAAUGAAGUAUUUGUAAAUGAAAUUGUUAAAUAUAACAUAGAGAAUGCACUUCAAUGCACUGUUGACAAUUGUUUUUUAUUCCCAAUAAAGGAUAAUACCAUUAAUUUUGCUACAGAAGCAAAAAUUUCUAUGGUUUCAAAUUCCUAUGAAUACUCAAAUGACUUGGUCACAGCUGCAUUAGAAGAUUAUUUUUCUGAACCUAAAUACUUGAGAAAAAAUGAUAUAUUUGCUAUCGAUUUGAAGGAACACAUAUAUGAUCAAUUUUAUUCGCACAGUAAUCAUUCAUUGUCUGUGAUAUAUUUUAAAGUUAAUACUGUUAAUGUAAAGAAAGAUAUGAAUUGUACAGUUGGAUGCAGUUGUUACAUUUUACGUGGAGAGACAACGCUUAUCCAAGAACCAGAUGUACAUAGUUUUUUACCUCAAAGGCAUUCUUACCUUGAUACCAAAGAGAAUUUAAUGGAAUUAUAUCCAUCAAGUUUUGCACAAUUUUUAAAACGUUUAGAAGACUGCAUCUUGCCGUUUAUCAAAUGUGAUAUUAAAUUACCCAUAAGGCCCAUAUUUCUAAUUAAGGGUUCACAAGGUUCCAAUAAACGUAAACUAAUUCAAACUGUAUCAGAAAGACUGGGUUUAAAUUUCCUUGCUACGGACUUGGCUGAUGUUCAAGCUUUAACAUCAGCACAGACUGAGGCUAAAUUACGUAUUGUACUGCAUAAUGCUAAACAAGCAGUGCCAUGUAUACUUUGUUUAAACAACAUAGAAGUGUUUGGAAAAAAUUCAGAAGGUCAGAAAGAUGAAAGAAUUAUAUCUACCUUCUCGGCAGAAGUGAAUGCGUUGUAUAACAAGCAUUCAAAGUAUCCAGUUAUCAUAGUUGCAACCACAAAUGACUCUGACAUACCAGCCGAACUAAACAGAAUGUUCAUCGAAACGAUUCAAAUGGAGCAUUUAAAUCAGAACAACAGAACAGAUCUAAUUGCAUGGCUGCUGAAGAAACGGAAGUUAAAUUACGAACUGAACCUACCAAAAAUUGCAGGAAUAUGUUCAGACUUCAGAUGCGCAGACUUGAACACGUUAAUACUACAUGCUGUAAAAUUCGAAUACAAACACACUGGUGCAGAUUCAGACUCAUUAAGACUGAGCCAAACAGAUUUCGACAAAGCCUACGAAUACAUGCAGUCAACAUACACCGACAGCAAAGGUGCACCACGUGUGCCAAAAGUUCAUUGGGAAGACAUAGGAGGCUUAGCAGAAUUAAAGCACGAAAUUAUGCGCCGCAUUCAACUGCCUCUCUUAAAUGCUCUCGGUUUUGGCCAGUCCGGUUUACUUCUGUACGGACCACCCGGUACUGGCAAAACACUUCUGGCUAAGGCUGUCGCGACAGAAUAUCAGCUCCACUUUCUAUCCGUCAAAGGUCCUGAGGUGCUCAACAUGUACGUAGGUCAAAGUGAAAAGAACAUCAGACAAGUAUUUGAACGAGCAAGAUCAGCAGCACCAUGCAUAAUAUUUUUCGACGAGCUGGACUCGCUGGCACCAAACCGUGGACGCAGCGGUGACAGCGGGGGAGUGAUGGACCGCGUCGUGUCCCAGUUGCUGGCUGAAAUGGAUGGUCUCGACGGCUCCAAUAACAUAUUCAUCAUAGGAGCCACCAACAGACCGGAUCUCAUAGAUCCCGCGCUCCUAAGGCCCGGCCGAUUCGACAAGCUGUUGUACGUGGGCAUCCACUCCGACCGUGAUUCCCAGCUGAAGGUGCUGGAGGCGUUGACUCGCAAAUUCAAGUUACGCGAGAAUGGUGAAGAGUUAGGGGAGCUCGUAGACCAACUGCCAGAUCACACUACCGGCGCUGACCUAUACUCUGUCUGUUCCAACGCAUGGCUGAACGCCGCGCGCAAAGUGUUGAGCAAAUACGACCAAACCUUGAAGAACCUCGAAGAGUCUACCUUGUGCAAGGUUGAUUUGAACAAGUCUAUUACCGUAGAGCUGGAGGACUUCUUACAAGCUGCCCGUGAACUAGUCCCCUCGGUCAGCAAGGAGGAGGCGGAGAGAUACAAAAGAAUGCAGACGGAAUUGUCCUCGGUAUCUUAACACUAAGACUACUAGAAGGGUCAAAUGACCCAUGAUGUCUUUUUGCAAUUAUUAGAAAGACAAAUGUUUCUCUGAGAAAUGAUUAAAGAAAUUCAUUUAGCACUGCGCAAACUGCAUUGUAAAUCAAUUGAAGUCUGAACAGAUGCACUCUUGGAGUUUCUAUAGCGAAAUUUUCAAAAGUCAAUUGAAGUGCUCGGCAGUUUUAGUGUUAACGGAUAAGCCAUGGGUACAGUUGCUGAGAGCCAAGUUUGUCUAUGGCUUACCGUUUGAGCGCUAUGGGUCUUUGGAAAAUCUUGGUGGCGAUCGCGCUUCUUUCAGUUCAGAAACUGAAUGACGCUUUUCUAUUUUUAUAUGAAAACAUUGUAAAUAGCGCGAUCGUUCCAUUGUUCCUUUUCUAAGCAGGUAAUGAGACAAAUAAAUAAUUAAAAGGACAAGUAAAUACAGUUAAUCUGAUUUUACGAACCAAUAGUUGAUAAUACUAUAAUGCAAAGAUUGUAACGCUAGAUAGUGAAUUGUUGCUACUUUUCUUUGCUACAAAGGAUAACUGUACAGAAAAAUCAAGAUUUCCAUGGCGCUUAACGCGUUAACCCCUUGCCGUACAAUGAGCGAUGAAGGUUUCUAAACUAAUUUAACAAGAAUCAAUGUUCAUUGCUCACGGUUCAAAGCAAACUAUUUUGCUAUUAUCAAUGUAUUAUCUUCAAAUGAAAUUUCCUGAAGUAGAAUGGAAAAUUGUAUUUCUUACAAAUUGCCGAUAGUAAAAUAUACGAGCUCAGCAAUGAAAUAGUACGCCAAGGGGUUAAGUGAAGAGCAAAGGGAGACGACCACUCGCGACGCUCGACCGAAUAGUAAUGACAAAAUUAACGCCACGUGUUUGUCAUCGAGCCGCGAGGUCAAGCGUGCGGUCGAGUGUCCUUACCUUUCUCCACCUUCGAGCCACAGGUCGACUUGAGAUCAUGUCAACACAUUGCGUACUGGUAACGAGAAAUCUCGUUUUUAUACGAAGACUCUUAAUUAUAUAACUUUGCUAUUUACCACAGCAUUUAAAGAAACAUUAAACUUGAUUAGAACUGAUUGUCCAUUUAAAAUAUAUUACAUAACAAUAUAAUACUUUACUUUUUUUAUAGAUAACGAUAUAAGUGGAUCUCACUGAAAAUCCGCGCAAUUCAAUUUUCCGAUAAUUAGCCGGUACGCGAUGUGACAACAACGCGCUGCGCACGAUCAUCGUGUACGGGGGGAAAGAUCUUUCGAUAUUAUAAACGACAGUCGAUCUUUUAUUUCGGGAAAUAUGUAAAACAAUUUUUACAACGAAUAGUUCAAUCAUGGAAGGUAGAUCUACGGUCUAUCCCUAGAUAUUGCACCAAAACGGUUACUCUUAGACGCUAGUGCGUGACGAAGAACAGCAGCAGUGCCUGGUGGGUACCUAUCAUCAUCAUCCUCGAGGGCACGGUCCUUGAACGGUUCCAUCUUUUUCUAUCUUAUCGACGAUGCGUUACAAUAUUACACCGAUCCGAAAUAUACAAUGUAGAAAAAUAGGACAGCUAAAUUCACCGAGUGUCUAUACCGGGCGUGACAUUCAGUAACGAACGAAUCGGGGGGUUUAUACUUUACUGGGCGCGGUUUGUUCAUUGUUUCCAUGCAAGUGUCAUAACGGUUCAAAUAAAGGUGUACGUUCGCUCCAUCGAAAUGUGGUCAGUUUUCUUCCUAGAGGUUCUCGACAGCCGAAAUCGCGGUUCCCUUGAAUUUCCGCGAUUCGUUACUGGGACAAAGGCCAUUCGAAGUGGUGUGUGUACGUGUACUUUCGCGAGCCUGCAACUCGUGCCCCGAUUCUUCGGUUCUCAAUUGGGAUCAAUGUGGUUGCAGAGAGAUUAACACUUUGCACUCGGAAGUUUCUUAGUGGGAAUAUUUUCUGACGAGGCGAAGGUGAUCUUUGAAACUAAAAUCGAAGAAUUGCAAAUUCAUCGAGGAACAACGCUGUUUUAUUCCAAUGAGGCGUUAUGCAGAGUUCAUCGACCCCUUGCCCUAUUCAUUUCUCAACUGUGAUCGAUACAACUACUUUGUAAUGAAUAAUUUAUUGAGAACAGAUUUAGAGGCAUAUUCUAUGUCAAUCUUUGCU
Molecule: messenger RNA, 4697 nt
Organism: Nomia melanderi (Alkali bee)
Lineage: Eukaryota; Metazoa; Arthropoda; Insecta; Hymenoptera; Halictidae
Gene: Pex6
Product: peroxisomal biogenesis factor 6
Biological process (GO): protein import into peroxisome matrix
Cellular component (GO): cytosol; peroxisomal membrane
Molecular function (GO): ATP binding; ATP hydrolysis activity
Source: RefSeq, a predicted model, not a curated record